Messenger RNA from Rhizoctonia solani, 1875 nucleotides. Its product is annotated as PAPA-1 domain protein. Gene Ontology annotation, cellular component: Ino80 complex. The record is from RefSeq and is a predicted model, not a curated record. The transcript is spliced from 7 exons. Bases 1 to 1875 code for a protein of 624 amino acids. Lineage: Eukaryota; Fungi; Basidiomycota; Agaricomycetes; Cantharellales; Ceratobasidiaceae. Gene Ontology annotation, biological process: chromatin remodeling.
AUGGUACACUCGGGUAAUUACUCCCAGAAUCUCAGAAUAAUGAUGGAAAAGCCGAUGCGGAAAAGAUCGAAUGGCCGAGGCCACCACGUUGCUCUUUGUCAAACGAUAAUUACAAUCGGUGGUGUCGGAAAGAUCCUGGCGGAGAUAGUCUUAGAGAAGAAUGCGAUUACACAAAUCAUUGGGGAGGGGGGAACGAGGGGCGAGAAAAAGACGGAGCAGGAGGAAUACGCCAACGAGGAGCGACACAGAGGUAUGGCCCCAGUACCACGAAAUUCCCUCAACGUUUCCUCAGCGCAAAGCAUUGUACCUGACAGGGUCAUUCCAUUGAUGAUCGUCAAGCAGCAAGGCACUACACCCGAACGACCGACCUCCGCACCCACACAUCGCCGGCACCCAUUAACACAGACCGGCGGCAUGUCACCGAUCAAUCGCAGUCCUGGUGUUAGAGUAAUUGGUCCGCCUGCACCGAGCGACGACCGCAAGCACCGGGAUUUAUUUGCAGUUGUAAUGCCUCCUCUCGGCUGGCGUAAGUCCGUUGAUGGCGCCAAAGGCAAGAAGAUCACAACCAACCAGGAUCAAACGGAUACCACACCAGUGUUCAACAAACCACCUCCAGUCCCUGGACUUGCUGGCGUCGCAAUUGAAGCCCUGGGUGUCACAUCUUUAGGAAUAGUCAAUCCAACACAGAGUCAACCCACGCCUGUCGAAGAUAGCGAAGCUAUGGACAUUGACGAGCCGUCUACCGAAAACUCUACGCCUGCCCCUGGAGCCUCUGCUAUCCCGACUGGCUCAUCAAGCAACGCGGAGAUGACACCACCGGUCCGGUCUAUUAGGCUUAAACUAAAAGUAAAAGAUACGAAAGCACCAAGUCCACCUCCUGAGCGCCCUACUGGUCGAGGUCGGGUCGGGGCCGGGGUCGUGGUGGAAGAGGCAGAGGAGGACGGGGGCGAGGAGGAAGAGGCAGAAAAAUCGGAAGAGUCUCCAGCGGAGGAACACGACUCUCCUGAAAGUGAUGCGAGCUCUGCAAUGGGCGAAGACGAGUUUCCGAGGCCAGCUUUUGAGGAUGCAUCUGAACAGCCCGAGGAAGGGGACACAAUGAUCGAUGCAAACGGCGACGAAGAUGCGGACGAGGAUGGAGAUAUCGAUGCGGACGGAGAGGUUGACAUAGACCCAGAUGUGCCGAUUGACUCGGAUGAAGACGCCGGGUCGUUAUUGGACAUGGAUAUGCCUGACCAGACGAUUCCAGACUCGGACGGAGAUCCAGACAUGAGCAUGAUGUCCGUGUCGUCUAAACGUCUAACUGCUAGACAGGCAGCGUUAAUUGCGGGAGGCAGCGAUGCAAAGCAUGUUAUGUUGCCCGAAGCCACAGGAAGAAAGGCUCAGAAGACUGAAGCCGAAAUUGCCUUGCGGAGAAGUGAGACGGCUCGAAAACGAAAACACCAGGACGCGCAGCGGCUUGAAGAUGAAAAGACAGAAACGAUAAACCGGUUGCUCAAGAAGCAAUCCGUCAGAGCCCGCAAUAAGAAGGCCUUGGAUACCCCGGUGAAUGAAGCUGUGGCUCCAGGAGAGGAACCCGCUGUAACCGCUGUUGUGGAUAACCGGCCUCGAGUUCCGUGUUACCGUUGGGUGAGCUCGGCACGGGACGCAUCGCCCACAUUAUCUUUCUCAGUACCAGAAAACAUGGCCGAUUUCCCGCACGAGCCCAAUGCAAGCCUGCUCGCAGCGUCGGCCCAACCCGUCAUCCGUCCAGUUGCCACAUGCGCUGUGUCCGGCUGUACUGCUCAACGAAAGUAUCGCCUGUCUGGCGCCCCAAAUUUUGAAACUGGAGCAUGUGGAAUGGAUCAUCUAAAAUUACUCAAGACCCAGACCGUUUGA